AUGCACGAUGGAAAGUAUUACAACGACGCGGAACCGGUGAUAAGCGAUUCGGAGUACGAUGGGAUGCGGGCGAGGUACGAUGCGAUCGCGGCGGCGCAUCCGACGGCGGCGAAGGCGGGCGGCGCUCGCGCGCGCGUGGGGGCGACGCCGGACGGAGCGAGUGGGCUGGAAAAGAUCGCGCACGCGGUUCCGAUGCGGUCGUUGGGGAAUGCGUUCGACGUGGGGCAGGUGGAGGCGUUCAUGAAGCGCGUUGAGAAGUUGAGAGGGGAGACGGAGGGCGAGGCCGCGACGACGACGGCGAUUGAAUAUUGCGCCGAGCCGAAAGUCGACGGCGCCUCCGCGAGCUUGCGAUACGAGAACGGUGAGUUGGUGUACGCGGUGUCGAGAGGGGACGGUGAGAUGGGAGAAGACGUCACGCGACACCUCAUCGGCGCUCGGGGCGUGCCGAUGAAGUUGGCGGAGCCGUACCCGGCGGUGUUGGAGAUUCGCGGCGAAGUGCACGUGGCCGAUGAAGAUUUUCAACGAGUGAACGCCGAGCGCGCGGCGACUGGUUUGCGCGUCUUCAAAAACGCUCGGAACGCCGCGGCGGGAGCGAUGCGAACGCUCGUCGUCGACGAUAAUCAAAUGCCGUUGCGUUUUUUGGCGUACGGUUGGGGCGCCGUCGGCGCGUCAAACGAGGAGACAAACGCUCCGUGGCGGACGCAGAGCGAGUUCUUGAGUGCGUUCUUGCCAGCGCAAGGCUUUGACGCCGUACCAUUUUUAGGCGUGGCGAAAACCAUCGGCGAGCUCAUCGAGGCGUACGAUGCUUUAGAAAUAGCUCGCCCGACGAUGCCGUACGAGAUAGACGGCGUCGUGUACAAGGUCAACUCGGUCGAACUUCAAACCGCGCUCGGCGCGGAUGCGAGGCAACCUCGAUGGGCGAUAGCGCAUAAAUUCACAGCGAUGAGCGCCGUGACGACGCUUCGCGCCAUCGAAAUUCAGGUCGGGCGCACGGGCGCGCUGACGCCCGUGGCGUUGCUCGAUCCCGUCGACAUCGGCGGCGCAUCCAUCUCGCGGGCGACAUUGCACAACUUUGAUGAAAUCGCUCGUAAACAUCUCAAGGUGGGCGCACAAGUCACCGUUGAACGCGCGGGCGAUGUCAUUCCCCGCGUCGUCUCGCUCGCUGGUGAUGAUCUCGCCGAGGCUUCGGCGUACGCCGAAGACAUCAAGCCGCUCCCAGAAUGGCUCCCUCCGUCCAAGUGCCCAGAUUGCGGAUCAUCCGUCGUGCGCGCGCCUCUUUCGGCGUCGAAAACCGCGAUGGGCUCUAUCGUGCGAUGCACUGGUGGCUUGAAGUGUCCUUCGCAAUCGAUGGAACGCCUGUUGCACUUUUGCGCGAGAGACGCGCUGGAUAUUCGCGGGUUGGCGCGCGGCACGCUCGAGACGCUGCAUCGCGAAGGUGUGGUAAAGACGCCAGCUGACAUCUUCACACUCGAGCGAAGAUUCGGUCCGGAUAGCGGUGACGCCGUUCCGACGUGGUGGCGAUACGCCGGUGUGAAAAACUCCAAGGGUGAGAUCAAACAUGGUUCCGACGGCUUGAAACAGAGCGCUGUCAAGUUGUUCCAAGCCAUCGAAGUGCGACGCCAGGGCGUGCCUUUGCACCGAUUCAUCUACGCUCUCGGCAUUCCGAAUAUCGGCGCACACACCGCAAAAGUCCUCGCGACGCACUAUGGGAGUUUGGCCGCGUUCAAAAAAGCCGCCCUCGCCGCCGCCAAGGGCGGUCCGGCGAGUUUAGCGCACGCCGCGUUGACGCACGUCGACGGGGUCGGUCCCGUCCUCGCGCAAUCUUUGGUCGACUUUUGGGGCGAGCCCGGCAACGCGUUCAUCGUGGAUGAAAUCAUCGCCACGGGCGUCGUCGUCCUCGACGCCGACGCGUCGUCAUCAAAGAAUCAACCGUCUCCGCGAUUCGCCGAACCCGCGUCGUCGUCGUCUGUGUCGCCCACCCCAUCGCCGACGGUCCCAUCUCCCGAGCCCACCGCCGAUCUCCGUGGCAUGAAAAUCCUCUUCACCGGCACCAUCGACGGCUUCUCCCGCGACGACGUCCACGACCUCAUCCGCGCCGCCGGCGGCGACGUCGCCUCGACGCUCUCCCGCAAAACCGCCCUCGUCGUCGCCGGCGUCGGCGCCGGUCCAUCCAAGCUCGCCAAGGCGCGCGAUCUCGCCGUGCCCAUCGUCGACGCCUCUCGAUUCGUCUCCGCUUUGACCUCCGGUGACGGUUCUUUACCCUUGUAA
This is a messenger RNA of Ostreococcus lucimarinus CCE9901, 2268 nucleotides long. RefSeq lists its product with no specific name. NCBI's taxonomy places the organism in Eukaryota, Viridiplantae, Chlorophyta, Mamiellophyceae, Mamiellales, Bathycoccaceae. The transcript has a single exon. Gene Ontology annotation, molecular function: DNA ligase (NAD+) activity. Gene Ontology annotation, biological process: DNA repair; DNA replication. Bases 1 to 2268 code for a protein of 755 amino acids. The record is from RefSeq and is a predicted model, not a curated record.